Cataglyphis hispanica is the source of this 1324-nucleotide messenger RNA. RefSeq lists its product as uncharacterized. The coding region runs from base 1 to 432 and encodes 143 amino acids. The transcript has a single exon. The record is from RefSeq and is a predicted model, not a curated record. NCBI's taxonomy places the organism in Eukaryota, Metazoa, Arthropoda, Insecta, Hymenoptera, Formicidae.
AUGACGCCGAUAAAGGAAGAUGAUCGAGAUCAACCUCGGAGAAAUGAAUUGGACGAGCUGAGUCACAUGGAGCAACUGGCCAAGUGGAUUGUUAAUGUUCGUCGAAAGAAGCUACAAUGCCACAGAACUCUGAAGCGUAAUCUUCGAAUGGAGGCCGUGCUGACUCAUGCCUUACGCAACGCGGAAUACGAAUACCGAGCUAAACAGUUGUCGAGGGUAAGUCGCUGGCGGCGAUUAAGAGGACAGCUUCUCAAGGAUAUGGAGUACGGGAGUUGUGGUUUGUACAAUGCAGCUGAACAUCGAGAAGUCGAAAAGCAACACAAUGUCUCAAGAAAGUAUAAACUUUCACAGGAAUCUUGGCAGGAAGAACUUAGCAGCUUGGAUAACUUCCUGCAACAAUUAGGCCAGAUAAAGUCUGUUGUGCAGCGGUGACGAGAUUCAAAAAGUUUAUGGAUUCUCCAAUCAUCGUUGUAGCAAACAAGACAUUUGUGGAAUCUACGGAGCAAUGAAGCCCAAUUUUUUUUUUCGAGGCCAAUCUUGAUCCAGAUUUGUCAUUGGAUGCGGAGCGGAGAAACCUUCAGCGAUUGCUCAUACUAUUAUAUUUACUGAUCAUGGAUAAUGGAUCAUUGGGUCAUGGAUAAUUGCUAAGCAACUUGACAAGGUAAAGUCAGUUGUGCAGCGACUAAAUUUAAAAAGAUUAUGGUUUUUCCAAUCAUCAUUGAAGCAAGAUGUCUGUGGAGUUUAUGGAACAAAGAAGCUCAAUCUUUUGAUCCAGACUCAUCAUAGGAUGUUGAGCGAAGAGGCCUAUCAGCAACUAUAUAUAUCGCUAUAAUUUCUAAUAACAUGAUUAACCAAUCUUUUGUUUCUUCUCUUACUCAAAGAAACAAUGAAGAGAAUUGCUCAUAUGCCAAGAUUUGGGAAAUCUAUUGUUAAUAGCAUCAAUGUAUCUUGCCUGUAAACUUGGCGAAAUCUUUGUGAUCAAAUGGAGAUGUUUUGACCUACUUUUAUUAUUGAUGAGUAGACCUGGAAAAUCCACAAUAGAUAUUACACAUUAUGUUGAGAAUCUCUGAAGCCUUCUAAAGAGAAAGAAGAAAUUUUUCCAGCAGCAAGAAGAUGAUGAGAGUUUUUAAAGAAAUCUAAGCAGUAUUUAGGCAGCAUUGCGGCAAUUUUUGCAGUCUGAUACUUAUCCUAGUAUAUAUCUAGAUGUUUUUUACUUACAGUGUCAUCAUUUGAGAUGGCAAUGGAUAUGGAUGGACAGGAAAAGAGGGAUAAAAAGAAAAGAGGAGAGGGAUAAAAAAAGAGAAAAAAAAAAGUUGCUAUAAGA